UACGUACAUCCUGAGCAGACAAAUAACAAAAGAAUGAUUUACAAAGACACGAAAAGAGAUUAGAAUCGGCAAGUUAGCAGGGCAUGUGAUAAGUCGACAAGCUUUAUCUCUCUCCAUAUUAAGUAUCUGGUCCACCCGUUGACAAUAACAAAAGUUAGUGGAAUUCCAACCAGUUUACCCGUGUGAGAGCCAAGUAAACAAAGAAGAAUUUAUCACGUUGGUGAAAAACGCGUUCCUUCUUUCGGAGUGACUACUGAACACGAUACUUGUGGCUACUCUAUCAAGCUGCAGUCUUCCGAUCCGUCUUGAUCAUAUUUUACCCUCAACCAUCGUCUGCUUGUGCAUGGUUCUUGAUUUCUAAGGAGUUUUUGAGAGUUCAAAAGAACUAGUUCGAGGAUUGAGUCCUUCAGGUGUCGAGAGAUCAAACACAGCCACUAAAGUUUCACUUGGCAAUAAAGACUAAUUUGUUUGUUUGGCCAAGUGACACCUUUUGGAUCAAGCGUGAUGUAGGAGAACGUCUACGAUAUCUUCUCAUCUCUGAGUUUGAACUAGAAUUUUCAUCUGGAAUCACUGCAGAAAAAGUCUCAGUGUAAGGAUUUCUUCGCACGAUUAAGCAGAACAUAUUAGCGUUGUGCUAAAUUGUACAGUUAAUGGUUGCCAUCGAGCUUGAUUACAACAUCACAGUCACAUCAAUAAGGCGUUCCUCUUUUAGCAUUCACCUCCAAUAAAUCAAUAAUAUUACUGACAGACGAAAAAACAAUUUGCAGACCGUUUGUUGCUUUACAUUAGGAUGAGGAGACGACGAAGUGUGCAGCACCACCAACACAGCUUGAAAAGCCUUCAAGCAGUGGUACUUGGAAAAGAUGGAGUUGGGAAAUCAGCUUUAACAGUUCGUAUGUUGACAAGGCGAUUCAUCGGAGAAUACGACGUUUCACUUGAGGCAACUUAUCGACAUCACACAGUUAUUGAUGGUCAGUUUGUGUCGUUAGCUAUCAUGGAUACAGCUGGAAAGAACUCACGUGACAAGAUGGACACAUGCCUAACGUUUGGUGAGCUGUUUUUCAUCGUAUACUCAACAACUGACCGCACGUCAUUUGACGAAGCUCGCCUACUAGUCAAGUACAUCCAACAAGACAAAACCAUCCAGUCCAGCCCCUAUUUAAUAGCUAUCGUCGCUACCAAAAAAGACUUAAAACAUUUGCGCCAGGUAGAGGAAUAUGAAGGACGGUUCCUUGCGCAGGAUGUCGAUGGACUAUUCUACCAGGUUUCGAUUUCAGAAGGUUACGAAGAGGUACAAAAAAUGCUUGAGGAAGUGCUGAGGGCUUGUUUGAAUCGAGAAAAGAACAAGGGAAGCUCGACUCUCUCUAAAAUGAAGGAAGGGAUUAUGGUGAAGACGAAAUCUCUGAGAAGAAAAUCGACGAGUGAUUCAACACCAGCUGAACAAAUUCGGCCUACGACACUAGGGCAAAAUACGUCACCUGUGUCUGUCACGUGAUGUAAUAAUAUAUGAUAUGAACAAAUGAUCCCCACUUCCUCCCUUCUGGACAUAGAGAGGUCACUCUUCAGAGAAUUGGUCAGGUAUUUUCUUUACUCCUCCUCAACACCCACCCCCAGGGAAUAUUGGCCCUUACUUCCUCCCCCUCAAGGAGGAGAGCUAUUAUAUCCCUCCUAAAGGGAAAGGGGAAGCCCCUUUCCCCAGUUAACGGUAUGGUUCACCUCCUCCCUCCCCUAUCUCAAGGGAUAGUGUUUAUAUCCCUCCUAAAGAAGGGAAAGGGGGAAGCCUUUCCCCAGAUAACGGUAUGGUUCACCUCCUCUCUCCCCUAUCUCAAGGGAUAGUGGGCGAACGUCUUCAUCCACAAGCCUGCAUAUCAGAUCAAGUAACGAUCGAUUCACAAUAGAUGUGUUACAUCGCCUAUAAAUAUACGUACUGCACAAAUAAAUUGCCUACAUUAUUUCGUCAAGCGUCGAAAAUGACUUUUGGCUUUCCUAAAUGGGUGUUGACUUAGAAUGUUCAAGUAAAAUCAAAGACUGUAAUCAGUGACCAAAAUCUUGACCAAGACAUAACGGAAGACGGUUUAGUUUAACAGAUAAAUAAAAAGCCAAUAAAACCGCAACAUACAUUAUUGCAUCAAUGACUCGCAGAUGGUACUCGAGAAUAAAUGCGUUAAGAGAAAAUAAUGAAUGUCACAGGAAUGAAAGGUUUAGUUGAGUAACGUCAUCGACGCCAUCUUAGAGGACAUGUUUUGCGACUAGCGACAAGGCAGAGGAAAAAGACUCAUUGAGGCAAAACCGAAAAAUGAAGGGAAUAAAUGAAAGCUGGGUUUAAUAUAACUGACGUCAUAGACGCCAUUUUGGAUGACGUUUUGCGACUAGCGCACCAACAUGGCUGCCAUGUUUUUUCUUACAGAAGAACGAAAUACGACGUCAAAGAAAAUAUUUGAAUUUUCUUCAGCUUAAAUUUCUGUUCCACUUGAAAUUUGCUUGUAAUUUGUUUCAUGCUCAUCAACAUAUCUUGUCCAAAACACCAAGACGUUAGUAAUAAAAUAAUAAAGACUAACUAUGACGUCA
This is a messenger RNA of Actinia tenebrosa (Australian red waratah sea anemone), 2568 nucleotides long. Its product is annotated as ras-related and estrogen-regulated growth inhibitor. The record is from RefSeq and is a predicted model, not a curated record. Gene Ontology annotation, molecular function: GTPase activity; GTP binding. NCBI's taxonomy places the organism in Eukaryota, Metazoa, Cnidaria, Anthozoa, Actiniaria, Actiniidae.